UUCCAUAUUGAUAGUGACCCUCCUCAUCAUCUUUACAAGACGACACAAAUUAGAAGAAAAAUCCAGAAAUGAAGAUGCUUUUCCAAAACCAACAAGAUGGAGGAGAAUUUCAUACCAAGAGCUUCAACAGGCAACUGAUGGAUUCAACAAAAGAAAACUUUCUUGGUAGAGGGAGUUUUGGGUUAGUAUACAGUGGGAUACUUCAAGAUGGAAUGAACAUUGCAAUAAAAGUCUUCAAUCUACAAGUAGAGGAUGUACUCAGACGUUUUGACGCAGAACGUGAAGUACUAAGCAGUAUCCGCCACCGAAAUCUAAUCAAAAUCAUUAGCCGUUGUUGUAAUGAAGAUUUCAAAGCCUUGAGAUUGUAUAUGAUGAAAGAUGUAGCAUCUGCUCUAGAAUAUCUCCACCAUGGACAUCCAAUUCCAAUAAUCCACUAUGAUUUGAAGCCUAGUAAUGUGUUGCUUGAUGAAGAUAUGGUUGCACAUGUAGGGGAUUUUGGCCUUGCCAAGCUUAUGGGAGUAGGGGAAUCUAUGAUGCAAACCACGAGGAUUGCCACAAUCGGCUACAUGGCACUAGAGUAUGGAUCUUUGGGAAUGGUUUCUACCAAAGGUGACAUUUACAGUUAUGGCAUCUUACUUAUGGAGACAUUCACAAGGCGAAAACCUACUGAUGAAUUGUUCACUGGGGAGAUGAGCUUGAAGCUAUGGGUGAGAGAGUCACUGUCCUACUCAGUAACAAAAAUUGUAGAUCCCAAUUUGAUUAACAGAGAGGAGAAACAUUAUAAUGCCAAGAUAAAUUGUGUGACAUCCAUUAUGGAAUUGGCUUUGAAUUAUUGUGCAGAAUCACCCAGAGAAAGGCCAAACGUGAUGGACGUUGCAGCCAUGAUCAAGAAAAUCAAAGAAAAAUAUCUCAAGGAUUGUUAGUUUUUUAACAAAGAGAUGAAGGUCCGGAAAUGUACAGAGCUCAAGUUUCAUUGAACAAUUUUGCAUUUUUGAUUAGAAAUAAAGAAUACUACUAAAAGCAUAAAACUGCGUCUUUGCGUUUGGAUAUCAAUUUCUUUAUUCAUAAGUCCUGCAAUUCAAAGAAAAUUCACCGUUAAAU
Messenger RNA from Rubroshorea leprosula, 1101 nucleotides. The record is from the annotation of a GenBank genome assembly. NCBI's taxonomy places the organism in Eukaryota, Viridiplantae, Streptophyta, Magnoliopsida, Malvales, Dipterocarpaceae.